Caenorhabditis sp. 36 PRJEB53466 is the source of this 3060-nucleotide messenger RNA. NCBI's taxonomy places the organism in Eukaryota, Metazoa, Nematoda, Chromadorea, Rhabditida, Rhabditidae. The record is from the annotation of a GenBank genome assembly.
AUGGCAGGUCCCGAAGGAGCAAUCAUCAACGCUUCGGCGAUGCAGAUCGUCCGUGAGUCCUUUUCUUAUCGUGUACACUGCGCACCUAGGCUCGCUCCCUUACGCCAAUCUAAUCCCGUUUCCCAGCAGAGCUCUGAGACCAAACUCGGGGUUUGGAGAAUAUGAGUGUUUUGGUGUGGGACUGGAAUUAAAUGCAAAGAGUAAAAAAGAGAGAAAGGGAGCGGCGGGCGGACUCUCCGUCUUCUGAAGGGAACGACGACGGACCGAAUGCAUGACAGCCUGAUUGAUGUGUUUGACGUGAUUACAAAUUGGGGACAAGCAAAAAGAACCUGGAUGCAAGCAUUCCCAUUCCCCUCGUAUAUAGUUGUUUCCAUGUUUUCCCUUAGGUCGGAAUUUACAGACGAGAUUGGAAUUGAGGUGCACGGUGAGUUGAUUAGGUUUAGAACGCGAGCGAUGACUCAUUUCCAUCUGGGUUCUUUGCGUUCAGAAUUUGUAAUUGUUUCCGUUCUUUCUUAAAACACUUUCAAGGAAAGAAUUUCAGAAAUCCAUCACUACGCGGAGAAUGUUCGAUCUCAAGAAGUGGAUAAACUGUAUCAGGACGACGCUGUUUGGAUUAUUUCCAGCAGUUUCAUUAUAUUCACAAUGCACUCAGGUAACCUCCGUCCUCCCAAUUAGCCCCUCUUAUUCCCGUUUUUUCAGGGUUUGGUCUUCUUGAAUCUGGAAGUGUUUCUGCAAAAGAUGAAGUGAAUAUAAUGGUCAAAAACGUAGUGGAUGUAGUUUUCGGCGGCUUAUCCUAUUGGUCCGUCGGUUUCGGUCUUUCGUACGGCGAUUACGAACCGUUUCGAAACGCGUACGUCGGUUUCGGCAAGUUCUUUUAUGACCCGACAAGAGAGUUCGGCAGCAAAGAGUUUAUAAACCAAGAGGGAUGGUCCUAUGCAUCCUUUCUCUUUCAAUUAUCAUUAGCAACGACGGCAUCGACAAUUGUGUCAGGUGGGUGAAAAGGAAAACAGAAGACUGGGGACGUCAUCGUGCUGACGUGAUGUUUUGUAGGAGCAGUGGCAGAAAGAGCCAAGUUGAAGUCGUAUAUUCUGCUCGGCUGCCUCGUCAUCCUUAUACAAGCACUGCCGGCGCAUUGGGUGUGGGACAAAGAAGGCAUCUUCUACAAGAAGGGGGUUGUCGACUUUGCCGGAUGCUCUGCAGUGCACAUGGUCGGAGGGAUCAUUGGAUUGAUUGCCACUGUGUACUUGAAGCCGAGAAGGAAUCGGUUCAACGAGGACAGCGUGCAUCAGAUGAGCAGUCCGACGAACGCACUUCUGGGAACAUUCCUUCUGUGGUGGGGAUGGUUCGGAAUCAACGCGGGCUCGGUGUGGGGAAUAACCGGAGGUCGGUGGAGGUUGGGAGCCAGAGCCGCAGUUGCCACAAUAAUGAGUUCGAUUGGAGGCGGGGCAACUGCAAUCACUAUCAGUUUUGUGAGAACGAAGAAGCUGCAAGUUAACUACCUCAUCAAUGGCAUUCUCUCUUCAAUUGUAUCAAUCACAGGUCGCACAGUUCUCAUCAAAUGCCGAAAACCGCUUCGUUUUCAGCCCUUUGUGCAGUUUCCCGUCCGUGGCAUGCUCUCGUGAUCGGUUCGAUAUCUUCUGUCUUCUCAAUAAUAGUCCUCCCUCUUCUGGAUCGCCUUCACAUUGACGAUCCGGUCGGCAUCGUGCCAAUCCAUCUGACUUCUUCCAUCUGGGGGAUGAUUGCAGUCGGAAUAUUCUGUGAAGAAGACAAAUACUUGGUACAAAUUUUCUGACCGAACUUGGAAAAAUAAUCGGAUUAUUGUAGACAAGUGCGACAAACAACAUGUCCGGGCUGAUCUACUCGUGGAGCUUCAAACUGCUUGGAGUACAACUCCUCUGCACAAUCACCAUUCUGAUCUACUCGGCGGCCACGGGCUUUCUUGUUCUUUUCGUGAGUUACUACGGAAAACAAGGCAAUUCUCCUGUCAAAUUGAUUUCAGUUGAUAAGUAAGAGUCCACUUGGACUACGUGUAACGGACUACGAAGAACAGAUCGGAGCUGACGUCAUCGAGCACGGAUUGGCUGGAACCAAUGUGGCCAGAUAUGUGCUGGAGAAACCCCUGUCCACUAGGUGAUAUCUGAAAUGUCUCCAGAAGAUGAAUUCAUUUUUCUACAGAACAUUUCAAACAGUGACAAAAGCCAUCACGAAAUGGAAAAUGCUGGCAAAACAGAAGAGUCGCCAGAAGAGAAUGGAAGCGGCAAAGUUGAAGAGGCAGGAGGAGCAGGCCGUGUUUGCACAGACAAAUGGAAGUUAGUCGGGGAUCAAAAUGUGACCAAGGGCUGAUGAUUUCUUUUCAGCAGCAGGGGUUGCAAAUGGGAACGGCAAUGUGUUGCAUCACAGAACGAAUGCAGCGAGCAAUAACGGAGCAGUGACUGCUCCUAAGAGAGCAAAUGGACCUGCGUUCAACAACCAGGUCGCACCCAUCAGCAGUACAGGUUGGGAAGCGAGUAAGACCGAUCGGAGAAUGAUCUUUUCAGCUACAACCGCUCGUAAUCCUUCAAGUGCAAGAAGGAUAGAGGCAACAACAAUUCAAAUAGAGCAUCCUUCUGAAGCAGGAGAGCCUUCCAGUUCAGCAGACACAACGGCGAUAGAGAUGGAACACGUAGAGAAUGUUCCAUCAGAAGAGCCUACAAGUUCAGCAGAACAGACUCAACCUGAUGCUCCAGCAGCAGAAGAACAGGCGAAGCCACGUUCUGCUGCUUCCCAGAGGUGGAAUCAUCCGAGAGAAAAAACUGGCACAUCAAUCGAAUGAUUUGCAGAACUUCAUCCGCAAGAUCAGCCAUGUCGCAAAAGACCUCAACGUCAACAGCCGCAGCUCCUCCGAUCGUUGCGACUCCAGCCGCAGCUCCUCCUCCUUCUUCCAGCACUGAGAACUCCAGGACAUCUACCUCUCACUCGCGGAAAUCGAAAUCCAAAAGUAACACGACAGUGGGUAAGUUUAUAAAAGCACCGGCUCCGCGAACAAUUCCUGCCCCCGACGACGACGCCGAUGUAAUUUAA